AUGACGACAACUGGCAUCUUGGCAGGCUUCCUGCCAGCACUUAACAAGCAGAUCUCCGAAAGCGUCGUAGAAGUUACGGGAGAAGUGGAGAAUGCGCUUCACAAGCGGUUGGAUUCUACAGGCGAUAAAAAGAAGCAAGCGAAGCAACUGAAUGCCGUCGCAAAGGGCUCUGGAAAGUACAUGUCUAAGGUGCACCGGACAUUUGAAAGGAAUUUUGACAAAUUUGAGAUUUACGUGCAACGGAAUAUUGUGUCAGUGCCUGAGGCAUUAGCUGACGAGGUGACACGGAUUCGAGCAGAAAAGCAGAACUCGUUGGGGAAAAGCGAGACUGAAAAUACACAAGAAGACGGCAGUGCAGCGUUGCUGACAAAGGAGGAGAGCGAGGAACGACAGCUCGACUCUCAAUUAGAGGCGCUGCGUCUAAAAUUGCGGGAGUUGACAGCGACUAAUCAGCAAUUAGACAUGGAGAAACAAGUGCUAGAGCAACGCACACAGCAUUUCCAGGCUCUAGUAUCCCGAGUAGCAUUUCUUGACGACGUCCCUGAACGAACAAUUGUGCCGCUUAAACGCACAGCAGAGCAUAUAUCGGCUCUUCAUGAAGCAUUUGUACAAAUCGAGACCAUCAAGGCAGAGCUUGAAGAGGACACCCGACAAUACAGAAAAUCGAAGAUCGCAACACGCGGCAGCUUUCGAAAUUUGCACAGGCGGUUCACAGCACGAACAGCAGAGUUAACGUACAGGACUGUUGAAGAUCUAGAAGAGCUUCAUAACAAACUACUGAUCAUGUGA
Messenger RNA from Plasmopara halstedii, 789 nucleotides. RefSeq lists its product as hypothetical. The transcript is spliced from 4 exons. Gene Ontology annotation, biological process: kinetochore assembly; mitotic sister chromatid segregation; mitotic cell cycle. Bases 1 to 789 code for a protein of 262 amino acids. Lineage: Eukaryota; Oomycota; Peronosporomycetes; Peronosporales; Peronosporaceae. Gene Ontology annotation, cellular component: chromosome, centromeric region; nucleus. The record is from RefSeq and is a predicted model, not a curated record.